AUGGCUUCCACUCCCUCAUCUUUACCACCCGUCGUACCUGUCGAGCUGAGCGACAUGAGCGCAAACCCAAGCGGUGUCAUGUUACCUCCCAAGCAGGCAACCGUGACCGUUGGCAGGCGGAUGAGUCUGAGUGAGGAAGCUUCUCGUAGGGAUAGUCUAGGGGAUACUAGAGCGUUUUAUGGUUUACACUCCCCUCCCGACGCACAGAGCAUCUCUGGUUCUCUCUCUCGUGCAUUAUCCAAUCAUCGUACUAUCUUAGGUCGUCAACGCUCCAACUCUCGAGCUUCCGCCUCUACCUCUCGACCAGGUUCACCACCUCUACCAAUCUCCCCUUCACGCUCGACCCUCCCUCUACCUAUGCCAAAGGGUUUUCUCAGUCCAAAGAAACCAAAGGCUGCACUCAGACAUGAAGCCCGAGAAGCACGUGAAGCUCAACGUAUGAGCGAACUCGGAUCUGAAAGAGCUUUUUCCCCUAUCUCCGAACCACCACCAUUACCUUCCGCUAGUACACAAGCACAUGAGACACAAUCAGAGGAGACUCAUCGUCAACCUAAUUCUCGGUCUUUGGGAGGUACGAGACAUGCACCUAGUGUGACUGAACAAUCAACAGCUCCUACCACUCAUCCAUUACGAGAUUUGGAAGAAUCAUCAGAUGACUUGAUGGAACACCCAAUCGAUCUUCCAGAUAAAUCAUCCCCGAAGAAACCUAGUAAACCCCAUUCACCCCCAAGACAAGUUCGUCAAAGACAUGCGAGAAGAUAUAGGAGAUACACUACUUUCGAGAAUCCUUUAACGACAUUCUUCUGUGCUGGACAUCUGAUGACCGGAGAUGAUUCACCUGUGAGCGUGCUAAUGGUGGUGGUGUUACUGCUAGGAAUCACUGGAGUGUGGUUGGGGACCACAGGUGUGUGGUUAUGGCAACAUGGAACGGAAUAUGGCUUGGCAAAAGGUGGAGGGAUUGGGAUCGUUGUCGUUUUCAUCUAUCUUUUUGGAAUUACUUCAAGUUCGAUGGUAGCCGCAGCUCUACGGGAUCCAGGAAUCAUUCCCAGAGAUCUUGAUCCUGACCCCCCAAUGUCAUUCACCAGUAGCUGGGGAGAACCUCUAGCAAGGGAAUUCGUCGUCAAGGAUGGGCAAGUGACAAGCAGAUAUUGCGAGACGUGUAAAAGUUAUCGUCCUCCAAGAAGUAGUCACUGUCGUCUUUGCGGUAAUUGUGUCGAUGGCAUAGACCACCAUUGUUCAUACAUUCACACUUGCGUCGGUAAACGUAACUACCUUUCCUUUUUCUCCCUUCUAAUCUUCUCUGCAAUCUCCGCCAUCUAUGUCGUUGUUUUUUCAGCUAUUCAUUUUGCACUUUUGUGUCAUCAUGAUCGUAUCAGCUUUGGUAGAGCUUUGAAAGAAAGUCCCGGAGCGGCAGUGAGCUUCUUACUCGGUCUAGCGGUGUUACCUGGUGUACUCUUUCUAGUAGGGUAUCAUCUUCGUUUGAUCAUACACGGAAUCACCACAGUCGAACAACUUCGAGCCAACACUUCUAAAUCAUUAUUUUCUCUUCGGAACAGACCUGAAAACCCAUUUGCCGCCAAAUCAAUCUGGCAAAACGUUCUCAAUGUUACUUUGGCCAGACCUCAAUUCCCCAGUUGGAUAGAUGCCGCCUCGUGGGAAGUGGAAGAUACUCGGUUAGUCAAUCCCGCUUUGGUAAAUCCUAGAUGGGGUACGGAAGAUGUAUGAAUUGCACAUACUCUUCUCCGUUCUGCCCAUUUUCAUGAUCCCUCAUAUCAUCGGUCCGUACUCGUUUACAUAAUCAACAGUUGGAUAGGAAAGUCCAUACGGUUCUUCAAGCAUCAUGUUUAGGGUUCUAGUAAAAGGUUGUAUUUAUGUUGGCGAUCUAUACCCCUUGCAUUCAUACCUCAUGUUAUAUACAAGUCUUUCAUUUUGCAUGCAUAAUUGACUUCUUUU
Tremella mesenterica DSM 1558 is the source of this 1953-nucleotide messenger RNA. RefSeq lists its product as uncharacterized. The record is from RefSeq and is a predicted model, not a curated record. Gene Ontology annotation, biological process: peptidyl-L-cysteine S-palmitoylation; protein targeting to membrane. Gene Ontology annotation, molecular function: protein-cysteine S-palmitoyltransferase activity. The transcript is spliced from 9 exons. Bases 1 to 1725 code for a protein of 574 amino acids. NCBI's taxonomy places the organism in Eukaryota, Fungi, Basidiomycota, Tremellomycetes, Tremellales, Tremellaceae. Gene Ontology annotation, cellular component: Golgi apparatus; endoplasmic reticulum.